UCCCUGCGUCACGUGGCACCCGCCCUGCGAGGGCCGGGGCGCGGCGUGUUGCAAGCUCCGGGCAGCCGUCGUGGAACUGGAUUUCCGCGGUUGUGUAAGGAGGUGGCAGCAGCGGCGACAUCCCUGCUGCGCCGCGUGGGGUCCCGGCGAUGGCAGGCCUGUGCGGGAGCCGUGGCGCGCUGUCGGCGCACACGCUGCUGUUCGACCUGCCGCCCACGCUUCUGGGCGAGCUGUGCGCGAUCCUGGACAGCUGUGACGGCCCGCUGGGCUGGCGCGGCCUGGCGGAACGGCUCUCUAACAGCUGGCUGGAUGUCCGUCAUAUCGAAAAAUACGUAGAUCAAGGUAAAAGCGGAACAAGAGAAUUGCUGUGGUCCUGGGCACAGAAAAACAAGACCAUCGGCGAUCUUUUAGAGAUUCUCCAGGAGAUGGGGCAUCAACGAGCUAUCCAUUUAAUCACGACCUAUGGAGCAAGCGCCAAUCCUUUGGUGCAUCACCAUCGGGAGCUUCGAUUUCCCAACGCUUCACCCAACGUAGAGCAUGAGUCAACCAAUAUCACAGCGGAUAAUGUUUUUGUUCCUGAACAUAAUGAAAAAGGAAUACUGCAUAAACCCUCUAUCAGCUUCCAAAAUAUCAUAGAAGGCACCAACCAUUUCCACAAAGACUUCCUAAUUGGAGAAGGGGAGAUAUUUGAAGUAUACAAAGUGGAGAUUCAAAACCAAACAUAUGCUGUUAAAUUAUUUAAACAGGAGAAAAAAAUGCAGUUUAAGAAGCACUGGAAGAGAUUUCUAUCAGAACUGGAAGUUUUACUCCUGUUCCAUCAUCCCCACAUACUAGAGUUGACUGCAUAUUUCACUGAGAUGGAGAAGCUCUGCCUGGUUCAUCCAUAUAUGAGCAACGGGACGCUUUUUGACAGACUGCAGUGUACAGAUAACACGGCCCCACUUUCCUGGCACAUCCGAAUCGGCGUAUUGAUAGGACUAUCCAAAGCCAUCCAGUACUUACACAACACUCAGCCGUGCUCAGUCAUCUGUGGCAAUAUUUCCAGUGCAAACAUACUUCUGGACGAUGAGUUUCAGCCCAGACUAACUGAUUUUGCCAUGGCGCACUUCCGACCCCACCUAGAACAUCAGAGUGCUACCAUAAAUAUGACCGGGAGUGGGAGGAAACAUCUGUGGUACUUGCCAGAAGAAUACAUCAGGCAGGGAAGACUUUCCAUUAAAACGGAUGUCUACAGCUUUGGAAUUGUGAUCAUGGAAGUUUUGACAGGCUGUAAAGUGGUGCUGGAUGACCCCAAACAUGUUCAGCUGCGGGAUCUCCUCAUGGAACUGAUGGAGAAGAGAGACCUCAAUUCGUGUCUCUCAUUUCUAGACAGGAAAAUACACCCCUGUCCUAGAAACUUCUCUGCCAAGCUCUUCUCUCUGGCGGGCCAGUGUGCGGCAACUCGGGCCAAGUUAAGACCUACAAUGGAUGAGGUCCUGAACGCCCUGGAGAGCACGCAGCCUAGCUUGUAUUUUGCGGAAGACCCUCCCACAUCUCUGAAGUCCUUCAGGUGUCCUUCUCCUCUGUUCUUGGACAACAUCCCAAGUAUCCCAGUAGAAGAUGAUGAAAACCAGAAUAAUCAUGCAGUACCUCACAAAAAAGUGUUGAGGGCAGAUAGAGUACCUCAGAAAACCCCCUUUGAGUGCAGUCAGUCUGAGGUUACCUUUCUGGGCCUGGACAGAAACAUAGGGAGCAAGAGAAGUGAAGCUGCUUGCAAUGUUCCCAGUUACUCUUGUGAGGAAUGUUGGCCCCCGGAGCUUGAAGCAGCAUCACAGGACUUAAGACCUACCGAGAUCACGUUGGGCUCCUCUUGGGAAGUCCCAGGCCAUUCUUAUGGGAGCAAACCAAUGGAAAAGCCAAUGGAAAAGAGAUGCCCCUCUGGACUCUGCUGCAGUGAGUAUGAACAAUCCAAAAAACAGUGAACUCACCAGAAGAUAAAGAAAACAAAGGCAAAUGUCGCUGAAGGCUGAAUAAUGUUCCCAUGAAAGGAUACACACUCCAUGAAUAAGACUAAGGGAGCUACUGAUGGCAAAUUUGUGUAGUGCAGAUAAGCAGCCAGGCAGCUCUGUUCCUUCCUUUCCAUCCGCCAAGCAGAAUUGUUGGGGUACCCCGAAUUGAGGAGGGGUCCCCAAGCUGGAUUCAUCACCCCAAGAAUCAAGAGUCCACAUGCCAAUUGAUGCAACACACAAGAGGCUUUAAUUAGGCAUCUGCAGAUGGGCUU
Molecule: messenger RNA, 2260 nt
Organism: Mesocricetus auratus (golden hamster)
Lineage: Eukaryota; Metazoa; Chordata; Mammalia; Rodentia; Cricetidae
Gene: Irak3
Product: interleukin 1 receptor associated kinase 3
Exons: 12
Coding region: 150-1961 (603 amino acids)
Biological process (GO): negative regulation of MAP kinase activity; negative regulation of tumor necrosis factor production; protein phosphorylation
Cellular component (GO): nucleus; cytoplasm; plasma membrane
Molecular function (GO): protein serine/threonine kinase activity; ATP binding; protein binding
Source: RefSeq, a predicted model, not a curated record